This is a messenger RNA of Carassius carassius (crucian carp), 2896 nucleotides long. RefSeq names its product centrosomal protein 63 (gene cep63). Lineage: Eukaryota; Metazoa; Chordata; Actinopteri; Cypriniformes; Cyprinidae. The record is from RefSeq and is a predicted model, not a curated record. The transcript has 16 exons. Gene Ontology annotation, cellular component: centriole. Gene Ontology annotation, biological process: centriole replication; de novo centriole assembly involved in multi-ciliated epithelial cell differentiation. The coding region runs from base 199 to 2409 and encodes 736 amino acids.
AGCACGUGACACUCUGCGGAAGCGCAGGCAGAGUGGCUGUUCUCUAGUCUUGUUUUGUUCUUGGUUGUUCUUUCAACUGUUUCUGUCACCCCUACAACCCCAACUGACAAACAAGAUGUCAAGUGUCCCAGAAAUUGCAUGCAGCCAAGAUUUUGAUCUUUUGUAAUAAGGAUGUACAAGGAAGAUCACUAAGAAAUAAUGGAGGAAUUUCUGAGCACGCUCCGUGAUCAUGAUGUCAGCUCUGUCCUGUCAUCCUGUGAGCCGGAAUUACAGGAGCUGAUGCGGCAGAUCGACAUCAUGGUGGGGCACAAGCGGCGUGAAUGGGAGGCUGAGGUUCGAGCCAUGAAGCUGCGUCUGCAGAAUACGCAGGAGGAACUCCAGUCAGCCAAAGCUCUGCUCGACAAGAGGAGCUCGGAGACGCUUGGGGUGAGAGAGGUGAUAAUGUCCCUGCUGGAGCUCCAGGACGGUGGUUUCCAAAUGUUGAAGUUGGUAGUGGACAAGGGGCUACAGCAGAUCCGAGUGCUGGGGAAACAGCUAGAUGAGAUGCAAGCUGGAAAACAAGAUCUGGUUGUGAAGUAUGAAGAACAGCUGCAGUAUGUAAAAGAUGAAUUGUCUAAACUGAAACACAGCUAUGAAAAGCUCCAGCGUAAGCAUCUGAAGGAGGCACGAGAAGGAGCUCUGAGCAGAGAGGAGGACAGGACUGAGCUGUCCCACCUCAAAAGCAAGCUGGAGGAGUUCCGUCAGCAUUCAGCAGAGUGGGAACAGCAGAGACUGCAGUAUCAGAAACAAGUGACUUCACUGGAGGAACAGAGGAAGAACCUGGCUGAACAGUUUGCUCUCAUCCAGACUCAGGGUGUAGGUCGGACACAGGAGCAGGCAGAACUGCAGCGGCUGCGCUCUCAGCUGCAGAGGGCUCAGGACAGCCUACAUACUCAAGAACUGGAACUGGGGAGACUUCGGCUGCUUCAGGAUGAGCUGGGAGACUCGAUCCAGGAACAUCAGGUCAGCUGCCCCACUGCAGCUUACGUACGGGGACAGGUUUUGAGUGAAGAGCGAGAGGAGCUGAAGGCUACACUGGACGCUCAGGAUCAGUUUGUACGUAGCACAGGAAUCCAGCAGCAGCAGUUACGGCGGGAAGUGACCCGACUUAACCAAACUCUGCAAGCAAAAGAGCAAGUCAUUAGGUCUCUAGAGGAAUGUUUAGGAUCACACGGUUCGUCUCCAAACUUGGCCUUGCUUAGACAAGAGCUGGAGAAAGUCACAGCCAAGUUGAACAGUUCCCAGACUUGUGAGAAUCACCUGAAAGCUGAGGUCAUCAGACUUCGAGACAAGUUGGAGAGCAUGAGAAAGCAUAAAGCUGAGAUGAGCAGACGAGAAAAUGAGUGGAAACAGAUGGAGGAGGAACACACUUGCUGUACAGCUGAAAUCAAACAUUUACGUGCAGAGCUUGAGAGGGCUGAACAGACUCGAUGUGGGGAGUUGGAGGGAAUGAGGAAGGAGGUGUCUCAGUUAACCAGCGAACUUCAUCAGCGUGACAUCACCAUUGCCACACUCACUGGUUCGGCCUCCAGUAUCGAACGACAGUUACGGGCAGAAGUGGAGCGAGCAGAGCGGCGGGCGUCAGAACUCAAGGUGACACAGGUCCAGCUUGAAACUCUAAAGCUUGAGAAUCAGCAUCUAAAUGAUCUUCUGGAGAGAGUCGAGUCAAGAUCACCUAAGAGGCGUGACGGAGAGCUGGCGAGUCUUAGAGACAGCUAUGUGUCAUCUCUGAACAGUUUGGAGGAAGAGAACAGGCAUCUGAGGCUGGAAAUGAUUGAGCUACGAGCUCGCAUGGAGGCCAACAACCAGACCUGGCAGGACAAGUACGAGAGAGCGUUACUACAAAAUCAGAACAAGAACGCUCAGAACAGAUCUGAUGAGGAUGUACAGCGCAGACACCAGGAGGAGCUGCAGGCCAUGGAGACUCGGAUGCAGGAAAGAUCCUCGCACUACGAGGGCCAAAUACAGACACUCCUCAAACAGCUUGAGAACCUGUUGCCAACAUCCCCUAAUCGCCCCGAUGGCCAGUCACAGGAGAGCAGGAUGGCUGUGUCCCCGGCCCACUCUUCUGCGUCGUCUGCCUCAUCUUCAUCUUCAAGCCGUAAAGCCCACAGGAUGGCAGCUCUUCUCAGUGCAGCGGUUAAUGGAGAGGAAGCUCAAGCUUCCAGCUCGGUAGACAACUUUCUGCCUUUGGACUCCACUGGAUCUCCAAAUGGCUCAGUGACUUCACGCUUUCUGGAGGAGGAAACACUGCGCUCUCAAGAGCUGCUUCAGAGACUGGACGCCCACAUUCAGAGCAUGAAGCUGGAAAACGCCAGCACAGUCUCCAAAUACUUGGGCAAGGGCGGCACACCCCAAAACGGCCACUGAGUGCCUUGAUCUGAACUUGCAGAGAUGUAUACAGGUGAUUACCUGUCUGUAAGGACAUUUCUGUUUGAGAAGAAGAAUGUGUUUUGGGAUUCAUGGAUGCUGCAAGAUGAUCGGACAAGACUCUUGUUACAUCAGUGCAGCAAAAAUGACACCAAAGCAGUGCCAAGCAACUUUUUGUUCCAAAAGUGCUGAAUACCUCCAUGUUUAUUGCUCUAGAGAAGAAAUGAUCGCAUAUACACUCCCUAUUCCCUGUACCUUGAACUUUGAUCUUUCAUAUGGUCUCUUGCAUCUACUGUCAUCAUCUUUUUGAGCACUUUAGACACUCUGUAUUGUUUUGCUGUGCCUUUUUCUCAUUUUCUUUCUUAUGCAGUCAAUAUUUAUGUACAGUGUAACCUUAACAAACAUAAAACAUCUUUUUUGUAAACCUACUGACAUGAUCGUGAAGAAUGUGUGUUUUAAGUUUGAAUUAAAAGAGCUUGUUUUCAUA